AUGAGAACUGGCUUUCAAUUCAUACCGGAGAGCCGGCCACUACAGUAUCUGCCCGCCUCACGAGUGUUUUGGGUAACACCGUCGGCCCCAAACACCUCACUCUACAACUAUCCGCUGGAACUGUGGAGCACCAUCCCGGAGUCGGAGCUGAUCGUGAAGCUGUGCGUGUUCGUGCCGGUGAUCGUGUUUGGCCUGCUGGGUAAUGGCAUCCUGCUCGAGGUCAUAUUCUCCAACCGAACGCUGCGAACCCCCAGCCACCUGCUGAUCGCGAAUCUGGUCAUCACCGACUUUCUCACACUGCUCGUGUGUCCCGUCUUCUUCCUGACGCAUGACUUCUUCCAGAACUACCUGCUCGGGCCGAUCGGAUGCAAGCUGGAAGGGCUGAUCGAGGGCGGGCUGCUGGUCACUUCCGUGCUGGGAAUGUGUGUAAUUAGCUACGAUCGCUUGUCGGCGGUGGUGCUAUCGGCUGGAACACGGCUCAAAGGACGCGGAACCGUGGCAGCGAUCGGCUUCUGUUGGAUCGUCGGGUUUGUAAUGGCAAUGCCCUUGCUGCUGUACCGGCACUUUAAGGUGCGCCACUGGAUGAACCUGGUGGAGAUGUACUGCUACGAGGAUCGCUCUGUGCUGGCGACCUACUGGGAGUUUCUGCUGGUCAUGCUCGUGUGGUUCCCGCUGGGUGUCAUGCUGAUCGCCUACACGCUGAUCAUCGUGAAGCUGGAUCGGUACGAGCGAAAUGCGCUCCGUCGGCAGCAUCCGAUGGUGGUGCGCUACAAAAGUCGCGUGGCCAAAACGCUAUACAUUGUCCUGUUGGCGUUUAUUGUCGUGCGGGUGCCCUUUACUAUAAUGGUAUUCGUUUAUUACAGCAUUGAAUCGAUUGAAUAUUAUCAGUUCAGUGAAAGUUUCAUUUUCAUAUGGUGGCUAGCGAAGGUAGCAUUCAUUUUCCUGAAUGCCGCCAUCAAUCCCCUCAUCUAUGGCCUCACAAACAAAACAUUUAAGAAAGCCCUCCGGGGCUCAAAAAUACUACAGUGCCUAUGCCGUCUCCCGCCCGAGGAGGAAUCGACUGGUACAGCUUCAACCAUCAAACGGCAGCACUGUUGUUGUCUCGGGCCUAUCAAUUCCGAUGACGUAGAAACAUCACAGGAUGAUGGUAUCCUCGAUAGGUCCCGGUUUUCUAGGGUUAGUAGGCGUUUCAGAGCAACGUGGUUAAAUUCUACAUUGCGAGGAAAACAACCAAAGCAUGAUACCACCGUAGAGGACAAAUCGUAA
This is a messenger RNA of Anopheles coustani, 1266 nucleotides long. Its product is annotated as neuropeptide Y receptor type 2-like. Gene Ontology annotation, molecular function: G protein-coupled receptor activity. The transcript has 6 exons. Gene Ontology annotation, biological process: G protein-coupled receptor signaling pathway. Gene Ontology annotation, cellular component: membrane. The record is from RefSeq and is a predicted model, not a curated record. Bases 1 to 1266 code for a protein of 421 amino acids. NCBI's taxonomy places the organism in Eukaryota, Metazoa, Arthropoda, Insecta, Diptera, Culicidae.